Messenger RNA from Sapajus apella (tufted capuchin), 1641 nucleotides. It is a transcript of the gene PRSS35, whose product is annotated as serine protease 35. Gene Ontology annotation, biological process: proteolysis. The transcript is spliced from 2 exons. Gene Ontology annotation, molecular function: serine-type endopeptidase activity. Bases 237 to 1475 code for a protein of 412 amino acids. NCBI's taxonomy places the organism in Eukaryota, Metazoa, Chordata, Mammalia, Primates, Cebidae. The record is from RefSeq and is a predicted model, not a curated record.
AUCGCCCCCAUUCCCCUCCCAUCUCCCGGCCAGCGCGGCGCCGCAAUCUCCUCCUCAGCAGUCUGGGCUGCGAGCUCCGGGUGCUGUGGCCUGGCCCUGGCGGGGCGGCCUGCGCCUCUGGCUGGCUGCGAGGCUCCGGCUGCAGCGUCCCUGCCCGCCUCCUCUCGAGCUCUGAUCUCAGCUGACAGUGCCCUCGGGAAGGAACCAGCCUCACAGGACAAAAUUAGAAGAGCAAAAUGGAAAAUAUGCUACUUUGGUUGAUAUUUUUCACCCCUGGGUGGACCCUCAUUGCUGGAUCUGAAAUGGAACAGGAUUUCAUAUGGCACUUGAGAAGGGUACCCCGGAUUGUCAGCGAGAGGACUUUCCACCUCACCAGCCCCGCAUUUCAGGCGGAUGCUAAGAUGAUGGUAAAUACAGUGUGUGGCAUCGAAUGCCAGAAAGAACUGCCAACUCCCAGCCUUUCUGAAUUGGAGAAUUACCUUUCCUAUGAGACUGUCUUUGAGAACGGCACCCGAACCUUAACCAGGGUGAAAGUUCAAGAUUUGGUCCUUGAGCCGACUCAAAAUAUCACCACAAAGGGGGCAUCUGUUAGGAGAAAGAGACAGGUGUAUGGCACCGACAGCAGGUUCAGCAUCUUGGACAAAAGGUUCUUAACCAAUUUCCCUUUCAGCACAGCCGUGAAGCUGUCCACUGGCUGUAGUGGCAUUCUCAUUUCCCCUCAGCAUGUUCUGACUGCCGCCCACUGUGUUCAUGAUGGAAGGGACUAUGUCAAAGGGAGUAAAAAGCUCAGGGUAGGGUUGUUGAAGAUGAGGAAUAAAGGUGGAGGUAAGAAACGUCGAGGUUCUAAGAGGAGCAGGAGAGAAGCUAGUGGUGACCGAAGGGAGAGUACCAGAGAGCAUCUGCAGGAGAGAGCCAAGGGUGGGAGACGAAGAAAACAGUCUGGCCGGGGUCAGAGGGCUUCCGAAGGGAGACCUUCCUUCCAGUGGACCCGGGUCAAGAAUACCCACAUUCCAAAAGGCUGGGCACGAGGCGGCUCGGGAGACGCUGCCUUGGACUAUGACUAUGCUCUUCUGGAGCUGAAGCGAGCUCACAAAAAGAAAUACAUGGAACUCGGAAUCAGCCCAACCAUCAAGAAAAUGCCUGGUGGAAUGAUCCACUUCUCAGGAUUUGAUAGCGACAGGGCCGACCAGUUGGUCUAUCGGUUUUGCAGUGUGUCCGACGAAUCCAGUGAUCUCCUCUACCAAUACUGCGAUGCUGAGUCGGGCUCCACCGGUUCUGGGGUUUAUCUGCGUCUGAAAGAUCCAGACAAAAAGAAUUGGAAGCGCAAAAUCAUUGCCGUCUACUCAGGCCACCAGUGGGUGGAUGUCCACGGGGUUCAGAAGGACUACAACGUUGCUGUUCGCAUCACUCCACUCAAAUAUGCCCAGAUUUGCCUCUGGAUUCACGGGAACGACGCCAAUUGUGCUUACGGCUGACAGAGACCUGAAACAGGGCGGUGUAUUGUCUAAAUUACAGAGAAAACCAGCUCUGAUUAUUGUAGUGAGAGCACUUCAUAGGUUAUGUCCGGACUUGAACCCUGUCAAUAGCAUUUCAACAUUUUUCAAAACCAGGAGAUUUUCAUCCAUUUAAAAAAAUGUAUAG